AUAUUGGUUUUCUUCAACUGAAUGGUUAAUGCUGAUGUGUGAUGUUGUGUACUUCAUGGUUUCACUACAGUACACUGUUUUGUAAGAUAUCGUCACUCUUGUAGGUUAGCACAGGAUUUCACGAUGCCAUACUAUCAGUCAUGGGAAGAGUUUUCCAGAGCGGCAGAGAAAUUAUAUCUUGCCGAACCAAUGAAGGUACGAGUGGUUCUGAAGUAUAGACACUGUGAUGGUAAUCUCUGUAUUAAAGUGACUGAUGAUGUGGUGUGUCUCAAGUACAGAACCGAUCAGGCUCAGGAUGUUAAGAAAAUAGAACGAUUUCAAGUGCACUUGAUGAGGCUGAUGGUAUCCAAGGAGUCUCGCAGUGCUGCCAUGGAUGUUGACUGAUGAUGCAGAAAUUAGACUUUUUUUGAAGGUUUACACCAGGAAGACAUGAAACCACAAAAUUACCAUGUGAUUUCGUAAACUUUAUUCAGCAACAGACUGAACAUUUAUCUUCAGGAGAUGUUGCCAUAAUUUUUUUUUUUAGUUUUGCUUUCAGUGGAAAGCCUCUAUUUAUUUGGAGAACAAGCAAAGAUUUAUAUAUAGUACUGCAUAACUGAAUCUACAUGUCUAGUAACAAGUAGAGCUCUUGGAUCUGAGCACAGUACUCUUGUUUCUUAACGUAAAAAACUGUACAUGUUUAGUUUUGAGGCUCCUGCACAAGUGAUACUAAAUUUGAUGGCAUGCCCUUAAAGCAGAGAACUAUGUAGGGGGAUGUGACAAUGUAGUGCCUUUGAAGGAAGUGAGCUUCUUGAUUUGGAGACAGAUACUUGUCUUAGUGGGGUUUUUUGUUUUUUUAACAGCACCCAGAUAGCGAGGAUACUUUUUUAUAUUGAAAUGUAUAUUUUUUUCUUGUAACCUAUACUUUUUUCUUAUCUACUGGAUAGAUGGACAUUGGUUGAGCCUGUUUGUUAUGUUAACAGGCUACUGUUAUUGCUGCAUGUGCUAUGACACUGUGUUCUAUUUUUCUGUUUAAUGGUAGAUCCUCACCCUUGGAGGCCAUAUUCCUCCUUGCUGUAUGGCAUGAAUGGAGAUUGUUACUGGGGAUCUGCACUGCAGUGAAUCAAGUGAGUUUUGCCCUCCCACCUUAGAACUGGAACAUCAGUGUUUGAUUGCUGAAUAGUGUUGCCACUUGUUUCUGGGCUUUCUGCAUGUUGCUUGAUUUUCUGCCCAUGUUAAAGUAUUGGUGCUGAACAUUUAUGCAUAAUUCCAGAAUCUGUUGGGCAAACAUCUCUUCAGUCUAUCUUUCACCAUAUAGUUUAGCAGUGUUUUGAAUGUGGUGGUGGUGGGAUCUGUGAGGACAUUUUAUUUUGAUCGAUUUAUCUCAGGUGUGCAAAACCUUCCCAGGUAAGAUAUUUAAAUGUUGCAGAAAACUACUGUAAAAUAUUUUGAAUCCCAAAUGGUCAUUUUCAGAGGUUUUUAUAUAGCAUUCAAAAAUUAGCAGAUUUCCUGCAACAGAGGAACCUCCUUUUAAGCGUCUGGAAUGUUUUUCAGGUUGGAUUUAAGGGCUGAUGCAGCCAUUUCAAGAAGUUUAAUUUAGUUGCCACUUCCUUUGUGUAAUGAAGCAAGUCUUUUCCCUUAACAGUUUUCUUUAUGGGCUGUUUACUAGCAUCUUUACUACAAAGCAAAUGGGGGGGGGGGAUUAAAAUUUUGAGUGACCACAUGCUGUAAUAUUGCAUCUUUUCCAUCUGUUUUCAUGAAAUGACAAUCAUGUGAAGUUCUAAUUAAUAGUUUUCAUCUCAUUUGUGUGCUACUUUUAAAAAUUGGUAAACUGUCAUAUACAUUUAUA
Molecule: messenger RNA, 1828 nt
Organism: Protopterus annectens (West African lungfish)
Lineage: Eukaryota; Metazoa; Chordata; Ceratodontiformes; Protopteridae
Gene: SRP9
Product: signal recognition particle 9
Exons: 3
Coding region: 124-384 (86 amino acids)
Biological process (GO): SRP-dependent cotranslational protein targeting to membrane; negative regulation of translational elongation
Cellular component (GO): signal recognition particle, endoplasmic reticulum targeting
Molecular function (GO): 7S RNA binding
Source: RefSeq, a predicted model, not a curated record